UUUUUUUCCUUUCACAUCUGCCGCGUGGCCCUACCAGUCAGUCAAGGGCUUUGUCUCUUUACUAUCUGUCGCCUUCGUCUCAGGCCGCCUCGGCCGACCACCACGCCACGCCAUGCCACGUCACCCCCAUCCAGCCCACAGCCCUUCUGAGCCUUCUCUGUUCUCUCCCAACAUAUAUCAACCCCCCUGCAUCUCUUCUUCUUCCCCCUCAGCUCAGCUCAAGGCAACACAAGCCUGUCCAGCGAACGGCCGCUCGCAGACUCGUCCGGGCGAACACACAGGAUGCUCUCCGCCAUGAUGCAGCAGCAGCAGCGCACGGCCUCCGCCUCCGCCUACGCUUACACGCCGCCGCCUCUGCCGUCGGCGUCGGCGUGGCAAGGCCUUCCGUCGCCGCCGUCCUACGAGGCGCCGGCGGCGCACCAGCAGCAGCAUCGGCCGCGGCGGGCGGCGACGAAGCGGCGGCCGCGCCCGUCGCGGCGGACGCCCACGACCUACAUCCGCGCCGGCCCCGCCGAGUUCCGUCGCAUGGUGCACCAGGUCACCGGCGCCGACGACAUCGACCUCCUCCUCAACCCCCCGCCUCCGCCUCCGCCGCAGCAGCAGCAGGCGGCGGCGCAGCCGCUGCGCCGCCUCCCGUGCCGCCCCGCUCCCGUUCCCGCGGCGGGGGCGCUGAUGCUCCCGACGCUGGACACGUCGGCCUCGUUCCUGCUCGCCGGCGGCGGGUGCAGAGCCAGGACGCCGGCCGCGGCGCCGACGGAGGCGCCCCCGCCGCCGCCGGCUUCCGAAGGCUCGCUCGAUCUAGACGACGGCGGCGCUGGGUUCCCGACCUUGGAUUCGUGGGAUCUUCUCUGAAAUCCCAAAUUCACAACCCCCUGUUCCUCCUCCUCCUCUCUUUCUGCCGCCUGCUUCCGGCCGGCUGUGCAAGAGACUCUGGUGGUAAUUUAUUGGAGCGUAAUUUAUCAUCGCAAAUCACGACCUCCGCUCGUCCAUCUGGUUGUUAAUCCGAGCUUAAUCAUUUCAAACAAACUCUCGCGCUUUCCAA
Messenger RNA from Brachypodium distachyon (stiff brome), 1042 nucleotides. Its product is annotated as gametogenetin. The record is from RefSeq and is a predicted model, not a curated record. Lineage: Eukaryota; Viridiplantae; Streptophyta; Magnoliopsida; Poales; Poaceae. Gene Ontology annotation, cellular component: nucleus. Bases 283 to 852 code for a protein of 189 amino acids. The transcript has a single exon. Gene Ontology annotation, molecular function: calmodulin binding. Gene Ontology annotation, biological process: response to osmotic stress.